Struthio camelus australis is the source of this 7216-nucleotide messenger RNA. The record is from RefSeq and is a predicted model, not a curated record. Lineage: Eukaryota; Metazoa; Chordata; Aves; Struthioniformes; Struthionidae.
AUGCACUUAGCAGCCCAGCUGAGGACUGUAGAAGGAUCUACACUUAAGCUUGUGCCUCUCAUUGGACCUGUAAAGCAGAAUGAGGAAGGGACGGUGCUGGCUCCUGAAGUUUGGUUUGUUCUCGUUUGCCUGAAAAAUGCGAAGGGACAGGAGUUGUUUGACCAGAUUGUGUAUCAUUUGGACCUUGUGGAAACUGAUUACUUUGGCCUACAAUUCAUGGAUGCUUCCCAGGUUACACACUGGUUGGACCAUUCUAAACUCAUUAAGAAGCAAAUAAAAAUUGGACCUCCGUACACAUUGCACUUUCGAAUAAAGUACUAUUCAUCAGAACCGAACAACCUUCAUGAGGAAUUUACAAGGUACCUGUUUGUAUUACAGCUCCGACAAGACAUUCUUUCAGGGAAACUGAAAUGCCCGUAUGAAACUGCUGUUGAACUAGCAGCUCUGUGUCUUCAAGCUGAGCUGGGAGAAUGUGAACACCCUGAGCACACACCAGAACUGGUGUCUGAAUUCAGGUUUGCACCAAACCAGACAGAAGCAAUGGAAUUUGACAUCUUUCAGAAAUGGAAAGAGUGCAGGGGGAAGAGCCCAGCGCAAGCUGAACUGUGCUACUUGAACAAAGCUAAAUGGCUAGAAAUGUAUGGUGUAGAUAUGCAUGUAGUUAAGGGAAGAGAUGGUUGUGAAUAUGCUCUUGGACUGACACCAACAGGCAUAUUGAUCUUUGAAGGAGCAAACAAAAUAGGCUUAUUCUUUUGGCCUAAAAUCACGAAAAUGGACUUUAAGAAGAGCAAACUAACGCUUGUCGUGGUAGAAGAUGACGAACAGGGCAGAGAGCAAGAGCACACAUUUGUUUUCCGGUUAGACAGUGCCAAAACUUGCAAACACUUGUGGAAGUGUGCAGUGGAACACCAUGCUUUCUUCAGACUGCGAGCCCCAGCAAACAGUAAAUCUAGUAGAUCUGACUUCAUAAGGCUGGGAUCACGCUUCAGAUUCAGUGGACGGACAGAGUAUCAAGCAACGCAUGGGACAAGAUUACGCAGAACUAGCACAUUUGAAAGAAGGCCCAGCAAGCGAUAUCCUUCUCGAAGGCAUUCAACUUUUAAAACAAACAAUCCUGUGAAAGCAGCACAACUGUGUGCUAAAAAUACUCCCGAAGUCCAUAGCUACCAGCCACAGUAUCAUCCUAAUAUUCAUCCUGCUCAGCCACACUGGCAUCCACAUACACCUGUAAAUGUAAGCUAUCCCUUGAACAACAGUGAUCUGCAUCCGUUCAACAUUGAGGAGAACGGUGGAGCACCUUAUGCCACGAAAAUGCCUGCAAGGCACCAUCACCACCACCGUCACCACCACCACCACCCUAACUAUGGUGCCCUUGCUCCUGACAGCAAAGACCUUGUUUCUGGAAUUCCAAAUCCAAACAAUGGCAGAAGCUAUGGAGCACUGGACAAACAGCAUCUUGCCAUCCACCUUGGCACCCAGGUCCAAAGCUACAAAGGAGGAGUAGCUGAAGGAAACUUAGACCAAGAAUUGAGCUCAGGACUUCCCCUUCUUUAUGAUGAAACUUCUCAUCUGAAGAAAAUAGAAACGGAGAGUGUGAAGGUAGUUGGACCAUGGCCAGCCCUGCACAUCAGCAUGAACAAGAGUGAAGAGAAGAAAGUAUCUGAAAAGACUCUUCAUGCCCCUGUGUCACCUUCUUCUGUUCCUGAUCAUAUGAAAUGUAACAUCCUUAAAGCUCAAGUAGAAGCUGCUUUUAGAGUGGGUGCUCAGGCUGUGAAAGAAGAGACCUCCUUUGUAAAUCCCAGUAAGACCUCCAGCCUGCAGGACCCUAAUGUAAGAAGUCCAGCUCCAGUGCGACCUGAAACUACGCCAUCAACUGGCCCUACAGAAAAGCAAGAAAUUAAAGUUUCUCGUGUGAGGAAGUUAACAAGACAGUACAGUUUUGAUGAAGAUGACCUUCCUCCAGCACUGGCAGCAGCGGCAGCAGCAGCCACAUCUGUGUCUUCAGCAUCUCCCAGCUCACAGAAAAUGUGUACGCCACAGAUGUCGGAAGGGCAAGCACAGGUUUCGCCUGGUGCCAAGAGUUCCACAGAUGCUGGAAGUACAUUUGCUUUGGAGCCAGGAGACCUCCUGAUGGAUUUCACAGAGGCCACACCUAUGAUAAAGACAUUCCCCGCUGAUACAUCUAAUCCUUUUUUCGAUCCUUUUACAACAGUACCACAGUUUUCUGCAGAAUUUACAGACAGCAAAUUACCAUGUUGUGCCGUGCAGUCAUCUCCUAAGAUAUCGCCGAUGACUCCAUCGCCUGUCCUGAGAUCUUUGGCAGAGACGGUGCCAACCCCAACGGUGCAGACAAUAUAUCCGUCACACAAACCUAUUUCACUGGCGGACAGCGCCGAGACCCUGAGGCGUGAACUCGAGCGAGAGAAGAUGAUGAAAAGACUGCUGAUGACGGAGUUGUGAAAUCCUCGCUCCCGUCAGACGGAGACUGGAUUGGGGCCUUUCACGUGCCUUCUGUCUGUUUACAUUCCUCUGCUUCUGUGUACUCCGCAUAACGCAUCGGGAAAAUGGGCGAUGUUCCUGGCUCGCCUGCAUUCACCACCGAGGGUUAAAAGGAAGGCUCGGCCAGACUUUAACUCGGAGGAGUUCCUUUAUUCGUUUGCUGCUGGGAAAGAAACCGGCACUCCUUUAUCUCUCCUGAGAUUUUAUACUAUUCGUACGAUUAAUUUUAGGGUUGGUUUUGGUAAAUCUAGGGCAAAAAGGAUCAGCAAGAAGCAUACUGAUUUCUAUUGGGAAACACUGUUCUGUACAUAUGUUAAUAACUGCACAGAGAUUAAUGUUAUGCAGAAUAUUUUGAUAGUAACAUAGAAAAAAAUGUCAUUUUGUACAACUGAAAAUUGCAAGAGCCACUGCUAUUUGUUAAAGAGUCAUUUUUAAAGUAGAAGAAUGAUUAUUACAUCCUAACCCCAGGACUGUUUCUGUCUCCACAGAAAAAUAAACAGCUGUCUUAUCAAAUUCCUAACCUUAACCUUUACUCAGAGAUUUAAAUAGCUGCAAGGGGGAAAGACAUCCCUCCGUACGGAUACGUGCCCCCAUCGCUCCCUAUAGUUUGUCAUCUUGACCUAAAUCUUAAACUGAAUCUUACUUGUAUUUCCAUUAAUGAAAAAAAUCCGUUAUUUAAAGUAAUUUGCUACUGACUUUCUAGCUUGAUAUUGACUUUUUUAAUUAAGUGGGAAGUUUGAACUUCUCCGAGUUGCCUACGUAUGAGGGCUUGCCCACGCUAGGGGAGCUUCUGCCGAUGCAGUGGAGUUCGCAGAGCCUCAUCGGCGUGGACAUAGCUUACGCAGAGGGCAUAUUUUUCCUUCCUGGACUGCUGAACUGCCUUCCUGAAUGACGUGAAUUGACUGGUCAAUUUAAAUAAUAGUAGUGAUUGACGGCGUGGCUGUGUCUGUACCAUUUUUUCGCACUGCCGAUUGAUCGGUGUGUCUGUGUCGGCCCACCUCUGAGCGGUAGGGCUGGCUCCGCGCAGAGGAGCCUCUACUUUCGGUGGAACUAUCUCAGGCAUAAGGUUACGUGGGUGUUUAAAUGUUAGCGGUAUUGCAGCUUCAAGGAAUGUAUUGAUGGCAUAAAGGUAACAAUACCAAACAAUUUCCUGUGAAAAAAAGCAGCUCCCCAUUUUCCCCAGUUUAGUAGUGUGGAAUUACCUGGAAAGCUACCAACAACCGACUAUCAGCUACAAAAUACUCUUCCAACAGGAAAGCUUUUAUGUGUUUUAUAUGGCUGAAGAUGUAUAUUUUUCUGUUACUCUGUACACUAUGUUCUCUUGUUUGUAUUAAGAUAAAAGGUUGCCCUUAAUUUGAUACUGAUUACUAUGGCUUUAUCUCAGCUUAACCAGUUUCUUAGCGUGAAGGCUGGGAAGUGAUUGCUCUGAGCCUGAGUUUCCUUCCGAGUUAGCCUGUGCUUUUUUUCUGAUAGGAGAAACCCUGAGAGCGUUAUAGGACUCUGGAUUGUAACGUGGUGGUAGAAAAUGAUUCGCCUAUUUUAUGUGUAGUGGGACAAGAAAUUAGCAUAAUGCUCCCCACUUCAGUCCAGCAACCCCAAACCUUCACAGUUGCUCUAAAAUGGGGCAAAACAAACAGCACUAGUGUUAGGGAGAAACCAGCUGUACAAAAUGCAGUGAAGUAGCUCAGCAUGAGGAACAGGCAGAAGCAGACAUAGAAAUACACCUGGACUGCGGGUUUUAAAGCACUCAGAGGACUUUGCUGAGUAAUCAAAUACAGCUUGUACACUGUCCGCCUUCUAGUUACUGUGCCAAGAUAUUUUUGUGGCAUGUUUUUACAUACCUCUCCAUCAGUCUAAGGUUAUUAAAAAGGGAUUAGGAACAUCAAAUCCCUGUGAAGAAAUCGGAAAGGAGGAGGGAGGAGAGUAGCAGAUAUACAAGACUGCAUCUUCCUUUUCCUGUUAUCCUUUUCUCACCACUUCCCACAAGGAUAUUGGUGGAGGGAGAAGUGGCAGCAUGUUUUGUCUGCACCUAAAUAAAGGUGAUCGUUGUAAAGAAUAAAGAAGAGGAAAGUCUAGCUAGAGGUGUGAUUUUUGGAGAGGGAAGCAAGUUGGAGUUGCAGCGCAGCACUGACUCCAGCUGAAUCUGGUCUCUUUGCCUGCUAUUAGGCAAUUCCUGGUUGCAUGUGAAGCAGCCGGCUGUUUCACAACGUCAGCAAGGAAAACAGAUGUGAGCACAGCCUUUAGUGUUACUGAUUGCCUUGGAGUCCUUCAAGAGUGUGGGAAGGGACACUGGAAACUCUGGAAUAUGCCGUGAGGUUUGGGGACAAACCCAGUGACCUGCAUGAGGGCAGUCUAGUCACGUAAGCAAAUGCCUUCAGCAAACCUGAAUGCCUGGCUCAGAGCAGCCCAUCAGAUUUUCUGCCCCACAAACAAGCUAUUGGUUUACUGGUUUAAAUGCAGCAUUUUAUUCCUAUUGUAUAAGGAUUCUUGAGCUGAAAUACAUGGAACUGGAGAACAAGAAAUGUGAACCAAGGUAACUUUACAGUGGUCGGGUCUGUACAGCUGAGGUGUGCUUUGGCGUAGCUGAGAAAGAGCAGAGACUCCUCCGGCCUUGAUUCACAGUGGUUAAAAAGGGCAAGGCUCAUGUGGGCACUUAGUUCCCGUGGGGCUUUUUCCUCAGAACAUCCCCAAGUGCGUUGCUUCGUCUUGUUUUAGAGUCCUGUCCACUGGCUGCCAUCAUUCCCUAUUCUGCAGCCCAGUGGAGCUUUAUUAAAAUGUUUUGCCAAUAUUGAACUAAACUUUUACCUGCAGAAUGUCAUCCGUUGUUCUUUCUUACUAUGUACUUUCUUCAGCCGCGCUUAAGCGUCUUGGUUUUCACAUUUUUUGAAUAUACACUCCUGCCUCACCUCUGGUUGGGAAUUACAGUGUUAGGACACCUGUUACCCAAAACCACUGUAAACAAGACAGUGUCAACGUGAACGUAUGCUGAGGGGCGCAUAUUCGAGAUUUGCCCCUGGACUUUAACUUUACAGGUGUUUAAGGAUACUCUGUCUGAGGGUAUGUCUAUAUAAUAGCGCAGAAGUAUCCGAGCUAGCUUUAAUGAGCUUGCAUAUGUAGUUGUGGCAGCAUGAAGCCCAGCACAGGCUAUCAUAAUCAUGUACAUUGACACGUGUAAAGAUAACACAUUUGAACAGCAGCCUUCUGAAGCAUGGUCUGGAGAGGUGGUGACAGAAAAGGGGGACUGAAAGGAGUUUGUCUUUUCAGGUCUCCUGGGAAAGGGUUCAUCUCACCUAAUGUUAAUAUGCCCAACUCUCAUCUUAAGAGAGAUCAGAGGGAUUGCCUUCCAGAGAUGUCUCUGACUUCAGUGUCUACCUUUUUAUUGCUUAAUGUUAAGUGAGAUGAAUCCUACUGUUAGUCCCUCUGGUUAGGUCUACAUUGCAAACCCUUGCCAACACAGCUACAUCAUUCAGGGGUGUUUUGAGGUAUGAUUUGUGAUUGACAUAGCUCUGCCAGCAAAAGCUUUGCGCGUUAGAUGUAAAUAUACUACCCAAACCACCCUUUUGUCAGAACAGGUAGUUUUUUUCAUUUGUGGGGAGAGCAGAGAGCUGGGAUAUCGCACAGUGGCAAAAGCAGAGCUACAUCGCUACAGAUGUGUCCAGUCUGGGAGCAGCUGGUUGGUAAAACACCCUGCUAUAGCUAUCGUGGCAAAGCCUGCAAGGUGCGUGCCUGGCUCUUGGCAGUGCCACAAACGGUGCUCCAACUUGGUUGGCAGAUCCCAGCUUUCACGUGUGAAGUUGUCUUUAAGUGGCAGAAUGCAAGGUUUUCAUGUGUGGGUGAUUCCAGCCAAACUGAUUGUCCAUUUAAAUAGCUAUGCAAGGAGUUAAAUAUUUUCUUAUAUUGCAAUCUCUUAUGGAAGCCAACCAAUUGCGGUUUGUUUCUGUGUGGUUCAGUUGUUUGGACUAUCUUAUUUUAAAAAGACUAACCAAGCUUUUUAGGGGGUGGGGAAUGUUGUACGAGGUCUCAAAUCUCUAUCAGAUCCCACAGCGCAUACAAAUUUUCACGUUUCAAAUUUAUUUAGACCCUGGAAAUGCAAUGUUUGAAAAUUAACUCCUCAAAAGUGUCAUUUCAUGGCUUCACCUCUCUCUUGCAACAGGAUGCCUACGUGCCCAUUUGAAACAGAGCUGGCAAUGCAGUGCAAUGUUUCAUUGGAGGCAGCAUCAUGUUUUAUUUGAACUGUUUACCGAUAUCCUUUGUUUUUCUUUUCUUUUUUUCUGAAUAUAUUUCUGGUUCAUUGGUUACGAAAACCUACUCAUAAUUAUGCAAUGGAAUAGUGUUAUUUUCAUUUUUUUUCCUUUUUUUUUUUUUUUGAUGUCCUGAUGUUCAAGGAGUUUGCAAUAAAUAUACUGAGACUGAUCUGUGAUUGCAUGUAAGAUCAGCCUUACAACUGUGUUUUGUAAAGUUAAGUGCCGUAAAAGAACACGUGGGGAAGGGAGCGAGUAAGUGGAGGAGAAGGCUUCUUUGGCAGCUGCGGCUUUGACUGGUGGGUAGCAGCUUUGAAGCAAGAUUGCUGACCCCACUCUGUGCCAUUUUAGUAGCAGCCUGUAUCAUCAGACAGUGUGUGAAGGCAUUUUAUCGAAAACAUGCCUAGAGAGAAACUUUUACGGCUCAGCUGUUUACCUGUUCCUGUAUUCAUGCCUGCAAUAAAUGAGAUGAAAAA